UAACCGCUGUAGUCUAAAGUUUCAGAAUCUUAUUUGUUAUCGUUAUUGUUUGUUUGUCGUCUGCCUCCUUGUUAAUAUAACAGUUAGUACUGUAGGUAGUUCAAAAAUGGCAUUGGCAGGGAAGACCAUAUUUAUCACUGGUGCCAGUCGAGGAAUAGGUAAAGCCAUAGCAUUGAGGGCUGCAAAAGAUGGUGCCAAUGUUGUUAUAGCUGCUAAAACUACUGCACCUCAUCCAAAAUUACCUGGAACAAUUUACACUGCUGCUCAAGAAGUUGAAGCUGCUGGUGGAAAGUGCUUACCCUGUGUUGUUGAUGUGCGAGAUGAAGAUCAAGUAUUAAAUGCAGUUAAUUCAGCUGUGGAUAAAUUUGGUGGUAUUGAUGUAUUAGUAAACAAUGCAAGUGCGAUUCAUCUCACUGGAACAGUAGAUACUCCUAUGAAACGUUAUGAUUUAAUGCAUGGAAUUAAUACAAGAGGAACAUUUUUGGUUUCUAAAAUGUGUAUACCUCACCUUAAAAAGUCUUCAGUUGCUCAUAUAUUGAACAUCAGUCCACCUCUUCUUAUGGAGCCUCGAUGGUUCAAAAAUCAUGUUGCUUAUACUAUGGCAAAAUAUGGAAUGUCUAUGUGUGUCCUUGGUAUGGCAGCAGAAUUAAAAGACGACAAUAUACGUGUGAAUGCCCUUUGGCCCAGAACAGCAAUUGCUACGGCUGCAAUGGAAAUGUUGGGAGGAAAAGACAUCACCAAAAACUGCAGGAAACCAGAAAUAAUGGCUGAUGCAGCUCAUGCAAUAGUUACUGGUAAUUCUACUGGGAAGUUUUUCAUUGAUGAAAGAGUUUUGGAAGCGCAAGGAGUUACAAACUUUGACCAGUAUGCUGUUGAUCCCACUCAACCACUGUCACCUGACUUCUUUCUCCCUGAUGAAGAAAUAAAAUCUUUCCCUAAUUUUGAAGAAUUUGCUGCACUGUAUGCAAACGAAAAACCUGCUGAAUCUAGCUCAGUGGAUUCUGUUUUCAACAAGAUCAAAGCCACUUUAAAUGAGGAGCUUGUAAGCAAAACAAAUGGCGUCUAUGCAUUUCAGAUUACAGGCCCUUUGAAUGAAAUUUGGUUUGUUGACAUGAAAAAUGGAUCAGGUGGUGUUGGCAAAGGUGAACCUCUAUCUGGUAAAGCUGAUGUAAUAUUUACGAUGGAUUUGGAUUGUUUCAUGAAGUUGUUUGAUGGGUCAUUAAAACCAACUGCUGCCUUCAUGGCUGGAAAAUUAAAAUUAAAGGGUGAUAUGGGAUUAGCAAUGAAGCUUGAAAAGCUUAUGUCAAAAAUGAAAUCUCAUUUGUGAAUUCCUUGGAUAUUGAAAUCUGUUUGUUAUAUUAUAUGGUACAAUUUUAUUUUUAUAUAAUUUUAUAUGAUAAUUGUUUUUAAUAAUGAGUAUUAAAGGAAAAAAGUUCCUGAUUUUGGAGUGAAAUAUGGAUUAAAAAUAAAAUGAUGUAUUUAUUUGA
Molecule: messenger RNA, 1487 nt
Organism: Argiope bruennichi
Lineage: Eukaryota; Metazoa; Arthropoda; Arachnida; Araneae; Araneidae
Gene: Hsdl2
Product: hydroxysteroid dehydrogenase-like protein 2
Exons: 8
Coding region: 107-1327 (406 amino acids)
Cellular component (GO): mitochondrion
Source: RefSeq, a predicted model, not a curated record